Messenger RNA from Drosophila albomicans, 6865 nucleotides. RefSeq lists its product as uncharacterized. NCBI's taxonomy places the organism in Eukaryota, Metazoa, Arthropoda, Insecta, Diptera, Drosophilidae. The record is from RefSeq and is a predicted model, not a curated record.
AUGUGUGUGUACAUUUUGUGUAUGUAUUGGAUUGUGUGUGCUAGCUUUUAGCGACGUCAGCAGCGAGAGCCGCAAGUUAUUACGCGUUGAAGUGGACUAGAAGCAAAUAUAUUAAAGGUUCCAUUAAAUUUACGAUAUUAAAUAAAGUCAAGGCACCUUAGUGUGCCCUAUUUUCAGCAGAAUGUCACCAGAACUACCUCCGAUUGUACUGGCAGGCAAGGAUUUAAAUAAAUAUCGCAAAUUGAACCGUCUAUAUCCAGUUUCACGGGAAUUCCUGCAUCGAAAUUGGGGAAACGCCAAACGCUUCAUCUGCUAUGCGCUACAACCACGAUGUGUACUUCGCAAUUAUGCCUGGCGGAAGCGUGGAAAUCGCGUCGUCAUCGUACGGCGUCCACGUAUCCUACUCUUCGAUCCGCGACUUAAGAGCAUGAUUAAGCGGCGCAAGGCGAACGUCAAGCAAUGGUCACCAAGCAUUGUGCGACUAUACAAAAAGAUGGGCUUCGUCACGGAGUACGAGGAGACGGAACUGUAUGGCGAGGAGCUGUCCAAACAGAUGAAACAACAACUCGAAUUGCUAAAGAAUGGCAAACGAGGUAUUUCUUUGAUCGAAGAUGCCAACAAAAAUGUCGAGCUACGCUUGGACAAAGAAUACCCUACUGUCGCACAACCCGAAGAGGAUAAAAAGGCCAAAGAACUGUUAACGGAAACAAUAGAAAAAGACACAGCCGAUAAUGCUGCAGAGACUGAUGCAACGGAAACUAAAGAGCGGCAAGAUGUGAACCUCAUUGGGGAUAAGCCGGUCACCUCAGAGCUGAUGGAAAUUGAAGAGUGUGAGUCACAGGCCAACAGCGAAUCGGUGAAUGCAACUGAAAAGUCUGGAGGUAGCAAAUUCCUUGACAUGCUCAUGAGUAAAGUGCGCGUCAAAAAUUUUGCCAAGGAGUCGAAUAUCCCGACGACGACGACUUCAACAAAUGAAUCUACCACAUGCAACAAAGUUAUAGCCGAGGAAAGUAGCGAUUGCAAUUUUCAUGAUGACGCCAGCGACGAUUUCGUGGGCUUCGACGAGAGCGACCAUCAGCCAGGAAUGCUGCUCACUCCGUUGGUGCCGCAGAGCUGCAAGACUGUCGACGGCAAUGCUGCAUUUGUAAGCGAUGCUCUCGAAGCGUAUAUGAAAAAGAAUAAUCUGCGUGAAUCGAGCCUCGAGGAUCGCGAACGCCUGCUCGAGCCCAUGUAUCAAGAUGGGCGCGUUACGGCGCACAGUGUGCCUCCCCAUAUGGACAUGCCGGCGGUGCCGGACAGCCUGCAACGCCUUCGCACUGUGGCGGAUCGUCGACUGUACCUGCAACGGUGCAAGAGCCAAAAGAUGGCGAUCAUCAACAACGAGGCAAACGUCUACAGGGAACUGCAGCGGAAGUCCCGUCAACGUAAGGUGAAAGUGGCUGCCAUGCAGACUCUGCAGUCAUCCGGUAGCCAAAUGCCAUUCACCCGCCAGGGUUGGCAGGCCGCCAGCUAUGUGGCUACCGACAUGGACAAGUACUACUACCAGGUCAUCCGCAUUGACGGUGAAAUGGUCCGAUUACCGGGAAGUCGGGGCAACAACAGUCAGCGCGAGAAACGUCCGCAUCGCAGUCAACUGACCGCCGAGGAGAUCGCCAGCAUCCGAUGUAACCGAAGUAAAUGCGUGGAUGCAACUCUCAGCUCUGAGCUGAAGGUUCUACCCACAUGGCCGAUGAAAGGCGGCAAACUGCAGAAACUCAAUCAGUAUCCAUUGCCUGCCAUCUUCAAGCCCUGCCCGCUCUCACAGAAACCUUACCAAAAACCACUGGACGAUGAUACGGCCGCUUUAUUGCUAUCUGGCGGCAGCAUGGCCAUUGUCAGUAUGCCCCCGGUGCAUCUAGAUGUAAAGCCAGAGCUGGGCCGACCUCUGGAUGAGAUUGCCAAGCGCUAUCUUCAGUACAUCCUGCCUCAUCAUGACAUAACGCGCGAGUGGGCCGAGUUCAGUGUAUCUACUCUGCAGAUGCAAGCGCAAGACGAGGAAGCAAAUGCUGAAGGAUUGCCGGCGGACGGAUUGCCUGCAGGCAGGCGGAGGAGUUUCACUUUUGUAAUACCCUAUUUGAAUGAUCGAAAUCAUAUCCUUGUGCGUCGUGUUGUCGAUCGCUCCGAGCAGCUGGACGAUAGUUUCACUGCCGAGCAACCGCCCGAGAAACUGCAGGAGUUUCAGUUUCGCAAAGAACUGCCCGAAUCGCCUGAUCCCAUCGACUUGGCCUGCGCAGAUAUGAUUAGUGACAUGAUUAACACGGUUGCCAUCAGCUGCAGCGAGAACUCAUUCGUCAGCAUUGAUCCCGAUGCAAGUUACUCCUCUACUUCUGAGAUAAGUCCCAUUAAAGAGGAGACGGCAGCUAGUAAGGUGGACAAAUCCGGUAAUAAAUUGUCAACUGGCAAACAACAACAGCAGCAACUGCGGCGCCCCAACAAACAGCAGCGUUUGGCAAAAGAGCUGCGCCGUCUCAAUGCCACCAUCAUCGAUGCAGCUGCUAUGGCAAAGGAUGCCAACAAACCUUGUGUCAAAGAACACUGUCAGAUGGGUUGCCUCUGCGAGAGUCUCGCCGGAGAGUUUCCCGCUCGAGAACAUUGCGGACGUGCGGAUUGUGUUCUGGAAUGCCGCUGCACACGGGCGGAGCUGACUCGCGUAAUGCGCGUAGAGACUGACGGUCGCGGCCUCUCGAACGAGGAUGCGUUCAAUCUGCGACGGAAGGCGACAGCUCGCUUGGCUAAAAUGGAAAAGGAUUUCACAUCGACUCUAGUGCUGACCGACAAUGAAACGCUGCUCAUCAACGAAACUCAGUGUGAUAAGAAACGACGCUGCACGAAAGCGCCCAAACGAUACGAGGACUUUGACGACUCCGUUGAGGAUGAUGAUUUGGUGCGUCCAGCUAAGGCCGCAAAACGUGAUCCAAGCGUAAAACGCUCCCGAGUUACCCCAGAGACUGCAUUUGCAACUUUGCCAUCGCUGCAACCAAAGUGCACUGUGAAGGACACGGAUUUUGUGCAGUUAAAACACUGCGAAGUGUCGCUUCGUCGUCUUCCCGACAUUGCUAAUUUGGCCAUCUUUUGCAUGACACAUCAACUGUAUAAUUGCUUCUGCGGCGGAACUGCAUUGGAAGGAAAGCCGGUCAUAAUUGAAAAGGAAGAUGGCGAUGCUGUUGCCCCUCACUAUGUGCCCGAGUUGGCCACAAGGGCUCACUACAGUUUCGAACGACCACCGGAGGAAUCGCAAGCACAGUCGAAGAAGCGCCGCAAGGACAAUAAGGCACAGUUACAAGACCUUCCGAAGAAACCAACUAUUAAACCAUUCGUAAAGAUAUUGCCAAAGCAGGAACAGCUUGCUCCGACAAUUAAGCCGGAAAUUAAACUCACAAUUAAAACCCCAAUUCCACCGACAACGUCAGCGCAAUCGUCGCUGCCACCACCGCCUACACCAUUAGCAACGACCAAAGCAGCUGCAAGUGGUGUUGUGUCGCCUGAACGACCUGCUGAGCUUGACAUCAUCUUUAGCUACUAUCGCUCCCGUCCAUUCCUCUGCCGCCGUGCAGUCUCUGUGCCAAAGAAUUGCUAUUUGCGGCUUAAUCGCCGUCGAGCUGAACGCGUGAGCUUGGAGGUGAGGCGCAGUGAGACGCCCCAGACACAAGAGCUGCUUAGGAAGCGCAUCUCGAAUGCGGUGCACUACUACCGUGCUGAACUAGAUCAGCAACGACGCAUAGAACAGGAGCAGCAGAAACAGCAACAUAAGCUGACGGAGUCAGAGCCACAAGUUAUUCUUGUGCGCGACGAUUCCGAUGAGAGCGAAGCAGGCAAUGUAGUGGCAAGCAAACGAGCAACUCACAGCGAACUCGGCGUUGAAAUGCAGCCACCUAAGCGCAAGAGGCAGCUGCCCAAUUCAGCGGAGGAGUCAAAAGAUGCGAUCAAGCAGAAAACUGAUGUGCAACAGUCCGCUCCAAUGCCAGAGAUUCAAAUGCCCAAGAUAUCGUCAUGCUUUUCACUGUACACAGGCGCCACGGAUUCAACUGCUAGCUCGUCAUCCCCGAGUUUGGAUGACAGCGCCUCGGUGGACUCUGCGGUAUUCCGCGCAUCCUACAACGAUGUGAUACUCAAGAUGAACACGCAUGUGAGCAAAAAGAUGCAGGACAUUGAUCUGGCGCUGCAGCGUGAAAGUAAAAUAAUUCCCGCUCCCAAUGAGGACAUUCUAUGCAUCAUCAAGUGGACGAAUUUCUUGGCUGCUUUUGAGUCGGACUAUGUAUUCAUUUGGGACGUGCAGAUGAAAAACUACAAUUUCCUCGCAGCAACCAUCACCAACAUGAUGCCUGCGGUUUGCGGUGCCAUUGGUGUGGUCAAUACGCGCUUUGCUCCUGAUCCUAGCGCCUUGCCGCUGAUGGCGCGCAUGCUGCUGGAGAGCAAACAGAAUGAGAACACUGGUCGCUUGGCAGUGGUCAUGCAGGGCAGGCAACAGUAUUGGCUGGUCAAGGGUUUCCUGCGGUACAUGGAGGGCAAUGCGUGCACCAAGCCGACGCCCCAAUCCCAUCCCAUAUUGACCAAGAAAAUCAAUGUGCUCUGCUCGCUGAUGGUAAAGCAAAAGAUAAGGGAGCAGCACAAACAACUUGAACUGGCAAGGGCAGCCAAAGAAGCCGCGAAUUUGCAAAGCUUAAGUGCAACUACAUCAUCGCAAGAUAUUGCUACAGUAUCAACUCCAUCAUCAGUUGCUUCGCCAGCAGCAGUCCCAGCAACAAUGUUGCCUACACCUCCUGCCAGAUCGACGACAACGACGACGCAGAACAAGGAUGCUGGUCUCAUCAUUCGCAGCAACAUUGAGUUCCGCAAGGUGCAUCAAGGAGAUGUGAGUGCUCUGCAAAUACCAGAGCGACACGCAAAGGAUCAUCGCUGGUUGGUGUUGAAUCUCUUUGACGACUUCUCGCAUAUAUUCGUUCCCGCCUUCCGGGACAUGAUCUCUUUGGAUCGAAUUUAUCAAGUUGUUCGCGCUUCCUAUGACACGCAGAAGGUCAUCAAAUUGCAAUUCUUCAAGGAUGCUCCCUACGAUGCCUUCGUGACACCGGCGUCCAAACGCAAAAUCUACUUUGGCCCGUUGCCGCUGGACAAGGAACCGCCAGUGCUGGUGCUGCUGCAAAGUGUCGACGGAAAGAUGAUGUUGCGAGAAGUGUAUCAACGUGAGCAUAGCAUUAAAGUCCAGGCUGAGAGGCGUACGAUGGCGUUUUGGGUGCUGCAGAUCAAUAACCAGGUGCACUUUGAGGUCGACUUGACGGCAUCGGCUGGCAUGGUGACGAAGGUCGAAAAGACUGAGUCGGAGCAACAGCUGCAGCAGCAACAGUUGCAGCAGUUGAACGCCAAAGACGACGACAAUGCCGCAGAUGACGAUGAUGAUGACGACUGCAUGAUUAUUGAUGAUGACGUGGAUGCGGCAAAGCAACCAGAGUCGAGUCAGGAAACGAAACCACAGCGUACCAACUACACCAUUCAAACGAUGUCCGCCGGCAAUAGCGGUGUUCUCCAGAUAGUAAGAUCACCAACAAAUGCAGCUGGCGGGAAUUCAACAAGCAAUGGAUCAGUGGCUGGAGGAUUUCUGCCAUUCAUUGCGAAUGUGCCUGCCAUAGGAAGAACUGCACCGUCUACACAAUUCCUUACGCCACAAGUGCAGGUCACACAAACACCGGUGGUGCCAUCUACAUCUGGUCGGAGUGAGACGAAUACGGAGCCCAAGCCAGCCAAGAUUAGUCGCAUCUCCGUGCAGCGUUGCAAGACUCCAGCCUUAGCUACAACUGCCGCCUCAGUAAACAGCAAGGAGACCGGUUCGCCUCCCGCCAAGAUCAAUGAAUCACUGCAGCAGCUGCUGAGUGGUGGUAAUGGGAAUAUUAAGAUCGGCGUUCCAUCCACAGGUAUUACAAUCACCAAGAUGAAAUCUACAGAUGCCAAUGGAACAUCAGCUCACCCACUGCACAACAAUGCAGCUGUGGAGCCCAUUAAAAUUGGUCUCAAGCGCAAGGCAACAGGGCCAUCGCCUGGAGCAAGUAUUAUCAGACCAGCAAUAGCAGAAUCAUCAAUCAGAACACCAACAAUUGUGAAGAAAACGGCCACCACAAUCUCAAUUGGGAAUCUGCCUAUCCAUCAGGUGCGUCCGCUGCCAACCAAACUGCAGCAGUUGGCCGCCGCUCGCAAUUCCCUGCCGCAUAAGCAACCCGCCGCUGCAGCAAAGGACGCCAGAUCGUCACUUCCCGCAAAGCAUCCAGUGACAGAGGCGUCCUCGACGACAUCGACACCAGAAGCGGGCAAUCGGAAGGUGCCAGCAACGGCGAGUACAAGUAAACCGCAGUACGGCUUUUUGGUGGCCAAAGAUUUACCACGUUAUCGGGUUAAGUUUAUGGACUCCAAGUACAUGGUCAAGAUACCCGAUAGAGGUGUCUAUGCCUUCAGAAAUUGUGCAGCUGCCAGUGAUUAUUUAAAUCGUGAAUUGACACGCAAAGAGAACCUGAAGCCAUUUCUGCCAGGAGAGUGGAAGUUUUUGCCUUUUGAAAACUGCGUUCAGAAGUCAACAACGCCACAAAAACAGCAAUCACCACCACAACAACAAACACAACAGCGCUCGGCGGCAAAGUCCCUGUCACAAUCGACGACUAUGCCAAUCGUUAUCGAAGACUAAUUCAAUUAUUAGAAUCGAAAUUUUCAAGCCUCGAGCGAGAUACACACACAUCGUACGUACACACACCCGCGCAGCAGUUAACAAUAACUCAAACAUAUUUAAUAUGUAGAUUAAUAAGACAUAGGUUUAAUGAAUUAUGUUAAUAUUAUUUGAUAUGAA